Molecule: messenger RNA, 1364 nt
Organism: Alnus glutinosa
Lineage: Eukaryota; Viridiplantae; Streptophyta; Magnoliopsida; Fagales; Betulaceae
Product: L-type lectin-domain containing receptor kinase VIII.2-like
Exons: 1
Coding region: 193-1245 (350 amino acids)
Molecular function (GO): carbohydrate binding
Source: RefSeq, a predicted model, not a curated record
UGGCAGAAACGAGUAAACGUAUUUAAUUUUCACAACCUCCAAGCCAACCUCCACUAUAUUCUUUACUUUCUUUCUCCGCUUUCUCAAAACCUAGAAAAAUUGACUUCAGAUGCAAAUGGGUUCACCCCACAAACCCUAGAGACCCACAAGUCCUCAAAAAACCAAAGAUUCAGCAGAAACCCACUUCACGCAAUGGCCGUAUUAUCCAUUUCCAGGAACUUCACUGCCUUAACUUUCUUUGUUUUCUUCUUUAAAUCCAUAGCUGCAGACCCAGAUUCUUCUUUCUCGUUCACACGGUUCGGGAACGAUCCAAAAAUUGAGUCCAAAAUCGGUGUGUAUGGGGAUGCAAAGGUUGUUAAUGGUGGGUAUGCCGUUCAGCUAACUGGUCCGGAGAGUUCAAUUGCUGGGGUAGUCAUGUACAAGAGCCCCAUUAAACUUGUCGAAGGUAUGUCUAGAAAAUUGGUUUCUUUUUCGACGUACUUCUCCUUCUCGAUGUCUACCGGUAACAGUGAUGGUUUGGAUUUCCUUAUGGUUCCAAGUGGUUUCAAUGAUACUAGUCCAUUUGAGCUUUCUCUAGGAUCUGGGAAAAGUAAAUUUGAGUUUGUUGCUGUUAGAUUUAAUACAUUAAGGGAUAAUAAUGGUGGUUUGGUUAAGAAUCAUGUAGGAAUUGGUGUGGGUAGUGUUUUAUCAGCGGGAUUGAGCAAUGCGUCUGUUUAUAACUUGGCUCCUCGUAGUGAAAAAAUCCAUGCUUGGAUAGAUUAUGAAGCCGGUUCAAAGGGAUUAGAGGUUAGGUUGGGUCAACAUGGUGGUUCGAGGCCCUCUAGUCCGUUGCUCUCGUACCAAAUUGACUUGUCCAAAGCGUUGGAGGAUGAGGAAGUGUUUGUGAGCUUUCGGUCGUCGGCUGGGAAUUCUUCCAAGACAUGUUUUCUGCAUUCGUGGAGUUUCAAGCUUCGAUAUGUUCCGAAUUGGAUGCAUUCUGAGCCAUUGGAUCCUAAGGCCUUUGCUAAAAGCACCAAAACUUUGGCAGUUCCAAAGAGAAGUGAUUGCCUCUCGAGGGUGCUCGCUGCCAUGAUUUUCGGUGCUGCCUGUGGAGCAUUGGCAGCAUUUACUGUGUUGUAUUUGUGGACAAUCUUUGGUAAUAGGCGUCCAGUGGCGCCGGAGGAGUUUUCCAUGCAGCCCAUGGAUUGCGAGUACAAAAAAGUUCAAAUAGUUGUAGAUAAAGCCUUCGAAGAUGGCAAGAAGUAGGUGUUUGGUGUUUUCUGUUCGAUGCUGUGUUGUAAAUCAGUGUCUUGUCUGCUUGUAUCUUCACGUUUUGUUGUAUUGCUGUAAUUUGGUGAUCAAUUGUCAAAAUUUAGUUUUUGUUA